Perca fluviatilis (European perch) is the source of this 909-nucleotide messenger RNA. Its product is annotated as probable G-protein coupled receptor 139. Bases 1 to 909 code for a protein of 302 amino acids. Gene Ontology annotation, molecular function: G protein-coupled receptor activity. The transcript has a single exon. Gene Ontology annotation, cellular component: membrane. The record is from RefSeq and is a predicted model, not a curated record. NCBI's taxonomy places the organism in Eukaryota, Metazoa, Chordata, Actinopteri, Perciformes, Percidae. Gene Ontology annotation, biological process: G protein-coupled receptor signaling pathway.
AUGCCUUUAUAUACACAAAUCUUUUCCUCAGCCAAUAUCAUCACCUUUAUGAUCAUCUGGAGGAGGAAAUGCAAGCUCUCCAGGUCAAGCACCUUCUACCUGAUGGCCAUUUCUGUGGCUGACAAUCUUGUUUUGAUCUUCAUUGUGGUUCUUGAGCUUUCUGUUAAGUACCACCAGCAGGAGCCAUUUUGGAGUUACGAGCCAUGGUGCAGGCUGAGGGACAUUUUUAACUACGGAGCAUACAACGCCUCGACGUGGCUGGUGGUUGUGUUUACAGUGGAACGUUUUGUUGCUAUCCACACGUGGAAAAUGAAAACUAAAAUCUGCACUUUGAGAUGUGCAGCAUGGACUACAACGGCCGUUUUCUUUUUCAGUCAUAUUUUUGCCAUUCCUUACUACUGGUCUAAUGCCGCAGUCUAUGCAAACAACCAGACCAGAUGUAUUUACAAACCAGAGGCCCCAACUCAGUUCAUUCACGCCCUGGUUUGGCUUCAAACCCUGCAAACCUACAUAUUACCCUUCAUCAUCAUCCUCACACUUAACGGGUUGACCCUGCGCCUAAUCUCUCUCAGCAAUCGGGUUCAUAUCACAGCUGAUUUAACUUCCAGGGUCAAUAAAGUCAUGCCCCUGCUGCGCUCCAGGACGAGAAAAUCUGUAGUGCUUCUGGUGACUGUGUCCAUGAGUUUCGUGCUGUUGUCUGUCACCCGUGCUAUAACUCAGAUCAUCCUGCGCACAACUCACAUGUACAGUUUGGAUCGUAAUGAUUAUAACCUCCAGAUAAACAUAGCAGCAGACACUGGCACCAUGCUGAGCCUGAGCAAUGCGGCUGCUAACAUGUACCUGUAUGUAUGCACCCAGUCCAAGUUUCGCCAGGAGUUCUUUGCCUGUGCCAGACAGGUGUCCUUCUAA